AUGACUGUGAAUGAAAAUGCCAAUGAACCUGAAUUAGCCGAAGUUGUGAAUGAAAAUUUAGACGAAAAUCAAGCACUUCGUAGAUCAGCACGGAUACCAAAACCGAAAGCUAUGCCAGAUUACUCAUUAAAUAUCGUGUAUAUCAGCCGAUCUGCCAUAAGACCAAUGCUAUUAAAUAUGCCUACUUUUAGAAGAACAAUAAAUGGACUUGAACCAGAUUUUCUGUAUCCACUAGAAAAUGUAACAAUACCACAAGGACGUGAUGCAUCAUUCACAUGUGUUGUAAACAAUCUAGGUGGAUACCGGGUGAGUCAGAAUACAGCGUCUGCCAGUGACGGUGCUUUCACUAGGGUUGCAUGGAUAAAAGCCGAUACAAAAGCAAUAUUGGCCAUUCACGAGCACGUUAUUACAAAUAAUGCUCGUUUGUCGGUGACACAUAACGAUUAUAAUACAUGGACGUUACACGUACGAAAUGUACGUCGAGAAGAUCGUGGACAAUAUAUGUGUCAAGUGAAUACCGAUCCAAUGAAAAUGCAGACAGCAUUUCUUGAAGUAGUGAUACCACCGGAUAUUAUAUAUGAAGAAACAUCCGGUGACAUGAUGGUACCAGAAGGUGGAUCAGCAAAAUUAAUAUGUAAAGCACGUGGUUAUCCAAAACCAUUUAUAACAUGGCGACGUGAGGAUGGUGGUGAAAUUGUAGCACGUGGUGGUGUAAAUGGUAAAACAAGAUCAACUGUUGUUGAAGGUGAAGUGUUAACCUUGACAAAAGUAACACGUGGUGAAAUGGGUGCAUACUUAUGUAUAGCUGCGAAUGGUGUGCCACCAUCUGUCAGCAAACGAAUGAUGUUAUUAGUUCAUUUUCAUCCAUUAAUACAAGUUCCAAAUCAACUAGUUGGUGCACCAACGGGUACUGAUGUAACAUUACAAUGCCACGUGGAGGCCUCACCCAAGGCUAUUAAUUACUGGACACGAGAAUCAGGUCAUUUAUUUCGUGUACAAAUGCGGUUAACCAUUAAACGAUUGGAAAAAUCAGAUUUAGGUGGCUAUAAAUGUAUAUCGAAAAAUUCAAUUGGUGAUGCGGAGGGUAAUAUACGGCUUUAUGAAAUGGAAUUACAAAGACAUAAAAAACCAGGUUUGGACGAUGAUCCAAGUGAAGAAAUAUUGUUAAGUAGUGGUAGUGAAAAUGAUUUAUUAGAAGAUGGACAUCGUAGUUCUUCAGGUAGCAGUAAUAAUCGACAAUUAUCGUUACGUGAACCUAACGAUAUAUCAAUAAUACCAGAAGAUGGGCGACCAACUUCAACAAAUUGUGGACCAUCAAUACUACGUCAAUAUCAAGAUCUAGUGACCCUUUUAAUAUCAAUCAUAUUAUUCAAUUUAUUAUUUUGUUAUUAUUCAUAA
Messenger RNA from Chrysoperla carnea, 1398 nucleotides. Its product is annotated as lachesin-like. The coding region runs from base 1 to 1398 and encodes 465 amino acids. Gene Ontology annotation, cellular component: neuron projection. Lineage: Eukaryota; Metazoa; Arthropoda; Insecta; Neuroptera; Chrysopidae. The transcript has 10 exons. The record is from RefSeq and is a predicted model, not a curated record.